ACGUUCAGCCAACAAACGGCAACAAUAUGACGCCGUGCCGCAGCAAUGGAAAUCGAAAGUUAUUAUUUUUGGCCAUAUUGGUGACUACUGUAAGCGUUUAUACCCAGGCGGCAGCCCUGGAGGCACGUGAAGACCUUGAAGUUCUGUAUCCUCCUCAGUUUACCACCAAUCGUAUUGUGGGUGGUGAAGAUGCCCCCGAAGACUUGGCACCCUAUCAGAUCUCAUUGCAAAGUUUAAAGGGUCGCCAUUUCUGUGGUGGGGCCAUUAUCGACAAACGGUGGGUAAUAACAGCCUCCCAUUGUGUGGCCGGAGCCAAGCCGGAAAAACUCAAAGUCCUCACCGGGGCCUAUAAUCUUAAGAACCAUACCGGAAAAUACUACUUUGCCGAUCGCAUUGUAAUGCAUUGCAGUUACAACAAUCCCGCCUAUGCCAAUGAUAUUGCCCUGAUCCAUUUGAACAGAUCCAUUGAAUUCGAUGAACACACCAAGGCAGUGGAAUAUGAUAGUGAACCGUUGAAGGAUGGCGAUGAGUUGGUGCUCACUGGUUGGGGUACCCUAUCGCUGGGUGGUGAGGUGCCACAAAUGUUACAAACUCUAACGGUGAAGUAUGUUCCAUUCAAGGAGUGUCGGGCUGCUCAUGACAACAGCACUUGGGUUGAUAUUGGCCAUUUGUGUACGUUCAACGAUAAGGGCAAGGGUGCCUGCCAUGGCGAUAGUGGUGGUCCAUUGGUGCAUAAUGGUAAAUUGGUGGCUUUGGUGAAUUGGGGUCGCCCCUGUGCCAAGGGCUUCCCAGAUGCCCAUGCCAGAGUUUCGUAUUAUUAUGAUUUCAUACGCACCACCUUGAGUGGAUGUCUUCGUGAGCCAGAAAAGCCCAAAGAGCCCGCCAAGGAGCCACCAAAGGAACCAGAGAAAGAGCCGGCAAAGGAACCACCAAAGGAACCAGAGAAAGAGCCAGCCAAGGAACCACCAAAGGAACCGGAGAAAGAACCUGCCAAGGAACCUUCAAAAGAGCCCGAAAAAGAGGGAGAAAAGGAAGGUGAAAAGGAGGGCGAAAAAGAAGAGGAAAAAGUAACAUCUGCCAGCAGUAGUGCUUGAGAUGAUUGAUUAAAAUCCACUUGGUAUACAUUUAUUUAA
This is a messenger RNA of Musca domestica (house fly), 1133 nucleotides long. Its product is annotated as chymotrypsin-2. Bases 27 to 1094 code for a protein of 355 amino acids. The transcript has a single exon. Gene Ontology annotation, molecular function: serine-type endopeptidase activity. The record is from RefSeq and is a predicted model, not a curated record. Gene Ontology annotation, biological process: proteolysis. Lineage: Eukaryota; Metazoa; Arthropoda; Insecta; Diptera; Muscidae.